CCUGGCCGCUUCGCUGCAGGGAGUUCAUUUCACUAGCGACUAACGCUACACAGCAAACUGAAACUACUAACGCUACACAACAAGCUGCAACUAUUAUCCAACACUACACAACAAGCUGUAACUAUUAUCUAACGCUACACUGCAAGCUGAAACUAUUAUCUUAUGCUACACAACAAGCUGCAACUAUUAUCUAACGCUACACAGCAAGCUGAAACGAUUAUCCAACGCUACACAGCAAGCUGCAACUCUGAAGACAAUUAGUGGCAACUAACAACUGACAACAAGCUACGACAGGAGUUCAUUUCACUACCGACUACCAGCUAAGAACACAACAAGCAGUCACUUGCUGAAACUACAGUGUGACAGCUGUUAGAACAAUUCUGUUGGAACCAUUCUAUUAGAACUAUUCUGUUGGAACCAUUCUAUCGGAACUAUUCUGUCGGAACUAUUCUGUUGGACCUACAAGGAAGGUGGCGCCAGUGGAGUUGUCAUGGAGAAUUCUGUGUUGUGGAUAUUCCUGACAGCAACAUGCGUUAUUAAAGGUGUGUGUAGUCAGUCAGUCCAGAUGGAAGCCGAACAGUCAGGGUUCGUGGGCUCUAAGGUGGAUCUACCAUGUCUUUUUAUCAACAGCAUCCCACCUGUCAAGAUCUCACAGGUGACAUGGCAGAAGGUGAUUAAUGGAAAGAAACAGAACGUGGCGAUAGCCAACCCGUCUCUAGGCGUGUCUGUGGCUCCGCCCUUCAAAGACAGAGUCAGCUUCAAAAACCCUGUGGUGCGGAGGAAAACUCCGUCCCUGGAGGACACCACUCUGACCUUCUCGUCUCUGCGACUGUCUGACGAGGCCAGAUACAUCUGUGAAUACACGACCUUCCCUGCUGGCAACCGCGAAAACACGGUCAACCUCACAGUCUACGCCCGACCUUUGACCCAGAUGAGUUUGUCGACACCCACACUGGUAGCUCGGUCAUCCAAUCUGAAGACGCCGGUCGCCACCUGCCUCUCGGCCAAUGGGAAGCCUCCAGGAACCAUCAGGUGGGACACGCGUGUGCGUGGUGAGGCGACCACCCAGGAGAUCCGUAACUCUGAUGGGACGAUCACGGUACGAAGCGACUUCAUCCUGGUACCCAGCAAGAAUACACAUCUGGAGAAACUCACCUGUAUCACCUCCUAUAACCAGGAGACAUACACCGACUCUGUCACGCUGGACAUACAAUAUGAACCAGAGGUGUCAGUGGAGGGGUUCGAUGGGAACUGGUACCUGGACCGUCAGAAUGUUGAGCUCACAUGUCUGACCGAUGCCAACCCACCUGUCUCUCUGUUCCAGUGGAGAAUGUUGAAUGGUUCCAUACCGAACAGCGUAGAGAUCCGUGACAAUGUCCUGUUAUUUAAAGGACCAAUCAGAUACGAGGUAGGAGGGAUUUAUGUCUGCGAUGCAACCAAUAGCAUCGGGACAAGCUCCGCCUUCAUGGAGAUCAGCAUCACAGAAGAGCCACUGCCCCAGGUGGGAACGGGUGAUGUCUUCAGUGUUCUGGGCAUGCUAUUGGCUGUGGGACUGAUUCUGGGCGUGGCGAUCACUGUGCUGCUUCUUAACAGGAGAAAACAGAGGGGAGAGAUGGAUGCUGACUCGACAGACUCUGCUCCUUCUCUUAAACUGGCUCCUCCUCCUGCCAGGAGAAAACCUGGUGAUGAGUUCCAGCGGUCAGGGAGGGUGUAUGAGGACCUCCCCAACACAGCGGACUAUGUCAGCUACCGACUGGCCUGCAACAAGGAUGACUACCCAGAACCCUACUCUCCCCCCAUCAACCCUCCUCUCUCCCUCCCCGACUCUCCACCUAUCAACCCUCCCCUCUCCUUCCUCUCCCAGCACGCCUACACCCACUCCAACAAUACCUUCUCCCCCGCCUCCCAUCCCUCCUCUGUCUUCAGAUAUCCUUCCCUCCCCUCCCUAUCCCCCCCUCCCGGCCUUGCACCCUACACCUUCCCUAAAGAACAGUAUGUCUGACCUGUAUCCACUGACCUGUAACACCUCUCCAGAGACCACGGACCAACAGCUUUUCUCUGUCUUCUGUUCCCCUCUCCUUCAUCUUCUGUUCAUCCACUGACCUCAGAAUGUUUUCCAAUCCUAGAUAUGAGUGUGUGUGUGUGUGUUUAAAGUGUGUUUUGUGCAAGGGGGCAUUGUCAUGCUGAAACAGGAAAGGGCCUUCCCCAAACUGUUACCACAAAGUUGGAAGCACAGAAUUCAAUGUUAUUGAAUUAUUUGCCUUCACUGGAACUAAGAUGCCUGAACCAUGAACAACUGCUCCAGACCGUUAUUCCUCCUUCGCCAAACUUUACAGUUGGCACUAUGCAUACAAGAAGGAAGCGUUCUCCUGGCAUCCACCUAACCCAGAUUCCUCGGACUGCCAGAUAAUGAAGAGUGAUUCAUAACUCCAGAGAACGUGUUUCCACUGCUCCAAAGUCCAAUGGCGGCGAGCUUUACCUCCCUCCAGCUGAUGCUUGGUAUUGCAUGUGGUGAUCUUAGGCUUGUGUGCGGCUGCUCGGCCAUUUAAUGAACCUCCCAAUGAACAGUUCUUGUGCUGACGUUGCUUCCAGAAGCAGUUUGGAACUCAGUAGUGAGUGUUGCAACCGAUGACAGACGAUUUUCACGGUGAUAUGCGCUUCAGCACUACGCUACUCCCAUUUUGUGAGCUUAUGUGGUCUACCAUUUCACAGCUGAGCCGUUGUUGCUCCUAGACAUUUCCACUUCACAAUAACAGCACUUACAGUAGACGGGGCAGCUCUAGCAGGCCAGAAAUUUGAUUAACUGACUUGUUGGAAAGGUGGCAUCCUUUGACGGUGCCACGUUGAAAGUCACUAAGGUCUUCAGUAAGGCCAUUCUACUGCGAAUGUUUGUGUGUGGAGAUUGCAUGGGUGUACGCUCAAUUUUAUACACCUGUCAGCAACGGCCCAAUCCACUAAGUUGAAGUGGCAGCAGCGUAUAUGAUGAUUGUAUGUGAGUGUCAGUAUACUGUAUCUAUAUGUACAUAUUGUGUGUGUGUAUGCAGAUGAUGGAGCGAGUGUUUUGUAUGUGUGUUGGAGUAUCAGUGUAUAGGGCCCUGUGAGUGUGCAUAGAGACUGUGCAAAAAUAAAAAUACAAUACAAAGGUCA
Oncorhynchus keta (chum salmon) is the source of this 3147-nucleotide messenger RNA. Its product is annotated as nectin-1-like. Gene Ontology annotation, biological process: protein localization to cell junction; homophilic cell-cell adhesion; heterophilic cell-cell adhesion. The transcript is spliced from 11 exons. NCBI's taxonomy places the organism in Eukaryota, Metazoa, Chordata, Actinopteri, Salmoniformes, Salmonidae. Gene Ontology annotation, cellular component: adherens junction. Bases 491 to 2002 code for a protein of 503 amino acids. The record is from RefSeq and is a predicted model, not a curated record.